UUUCCCUUUAGGUUAGCCUUUUAAACUGAAUAUCUACGCUUCUUGUAUUUUCGGAAAAACACACAUCUACAGUUAAAGGACACAUUGACGUUCUAUCUGGUCAUGGUGCUCUCUCUGGCCUCCUGUGUUUCGGUUCGCUCCUCCUCCUCCUCCUCCUCCCUCCUCCUCCUCUCCCGCCUCCUGCCGUCGCUCCUUCUCCUGGCCGCCCUCCUCGCGUGCCCGGGCCCGGCGGGCGGCUGCCCCGCCCGCUGUGAGUGCUCGGUGCCCACGCGCUCGGUCUCGUGCCACCGCCGGCGCAUGCUCACCGUGCCCGAGGGCGUGCCCAUCGAGACGCGGCUGCUGGACCUGAGCAAGAACCGCCUGCGGAGCCUGGCGCCGCAGAACUUCUCCCAGCUGCAGCAGCUGGAGGACCUGGACCUGAGCGCCAACCUGCUGGCCUCGGUGGAGCCCGGAAGCUUCCGCGCCCAGCCGCGCCUGCGCACGCUGAUCCUGCGCGGCAACCAGCUGACCCUGCUGCCGCGCGGCGCUCUGGCCGGCCUGGGCGAGCUGCGCGCGCUGGACCUGAGCCAGAACAAGCUGGUCGUCCUGCUGGACGGCGCCUUCGAGGAGCAGCGGCGGCUGGAGACGCUGGAGCUGAGCGACAACCAGCUGGUGUUCAUGGCGCCGCGGGCCUUCGCCGGCCUGCUCUCGCUGCGGCAGCUGGCGCUGGAGCGCUGCAACCUGUCGGCCGUGCCCGGCCAGGCGCUGGCGCAGCUGCGCGCCCUGGAGACGCUGCGGCUGAGCCAGCUGGCCAACGUGGCCGAGGUGCCGCCGCACGCCUUCCGGAACAUGCCGCGCCUGCGCCACCUGACGCUGGAGCGCCUGCCGCUGCUGGAGGCGCUGCCCAGCCCGGCGUUCCUCGGGCUCAACCUCACCACGCUGGCCGUCACGCAGACCAACCUGUCGGCGGUGCCCGCGCUGGGCCACCUGCGCCACCUGGCGCUCCUCAACCUCUCCCACAGCCGGGUGCGGGUGCUGCGGGCGGGGGGGCUCCGCGGGCUCGCCAGGCUGGAGGAGCUGCACCUGCGCUCGGCCGCGCUCGAGCGCGUGGAGCCCGACGCCUUCCUCGGAGCGCCGUCGCUCCGGCUGCUGGACGUCUCGUCCAACCGGCUGGCCACGCUGGAGCGCUCGGCGUUCCCCGAGGGCCACGACCUGAGCCUGCGGGCGCUGCGCAUCGGCCGCAACCCGCUGGUGUGCGACUGCCGCCUGCGCUGGCUCCUGCAGAGGGCGCCGCCGCUCCUGCACGCCCCGGCGACGACAGACAAGCGGAACCCGGCGACGACGACGCCCGACGACGCCCCGCCCGAGUGCGCCGCCCCGGCCUCCCUGGCGGCCAAGACCCUGCGCGAGGUCUGGUCCGACGCCCAGCUGGCGCGGCUGGUGGUCUGCACCAAGCCGCGGGUCAUCGCCGUGGCGACGCAGCCCGUCCAGGUGGAGGAGGGCCAGCGGGCGUGGCUCAACUACAGCGCUAUAGGAUUUCUAUAGUGAUCUAUAAUAUUGCUGUGGUGUUCUGUAAUACCUUUAUA
This is a messenger RNA of Sardina pilchardus (European sardine), 1565 nucleotides long. Its product is annotated as leucine-rich repeat and immunoglobulin-like domain-containing nogo receptor-interacting protein 3. The coding region runs from base 103 to 1524 and encodes 473 amino acids. Gene Ontology annotation, molecular function: protein binding. The transcript is spliced from 2 exons. NCBI's taxonomy places the organism in Eukaryota, Metazoa, Chordata, Actinopteri, Clupeiformes, Clupeidae. Gene Ontology annotation, cellular component: extracellular matrix. The record is from RefSeq and is a predicted model, not a curated record.